Messenger RNA from Mizuhopecten yessoensis (Yesso scallop), 2073 nucleotides. Its product is annotated as probable cytochrome P450 49a1. The record is from RefSeq and is a predicted model, not a curated record. Gene Ontology annotation, molecular function: heme binding; iron ion binding; oxidoreductase activity, acting on paired donors, with incorporation or reduction of molecular oxygen. The coding region runs from base 1 to 1686 and encodes 561 amino acids. The transcript has 10 exons. Lineage: Eukaryota; Metazoa; Mollusca; Bivalvia; Pectinida; Pectinidae.
AUGGCAAUGUUGGAUAUGUGUAUGAAGGCGAACAUUGAGGUAUCCGCCGAGGAUAUAGGGACUUCACACCGAGCUGGGAAGCUACACAAUUCCACUCCUAAUCAUGUUUCAUCGAAACCAAGGCAAAUUACUGCACGUCUGAAGUCCAAAGAUGUUAAAUUCCAGCUACUUAAGAACAAUGCUAACUUCCACAAAUCUGAGGCUUGUAAAGGUUUUACGGGUCGGAAGAAUGUGGUUACCGGCGUCGAUAUUGCGGACACAAACGUCGUCAAACCUUUCCAGGACAUUCCUGGACCAUCGGGAAUCUACCAGUUGCCUUUCCUUGGUCUCCGGUUACAGUUAAAACCAUUCACCGAAUUUAAGAUCACCCGUCUGGAUCAACUUAUGAUGCACUAUAAAAAUCGCUAUGGACCCAUCUGUAAAGUACGCAUGGGCAAACGUUGGAUGGUGUUCCUGUUUGAUCCUACAGUCAUUGAGACGGCCUUCCGAAACGAGGGGCGGUAUCCCCAGCGACCGUCUAUAAUGUUAUUGGAACACUUCUAUCAAGGCCAGUCAUGUCCGUCAAUGUCAAUACUGCAAGGGAAAAAAUGGUUUGAAAUGAGACGUCCAUCUCAAAUGACACUGAAGAAACCACAAAGCAUUGCAAAGUUCAUACCCCAGCUAAGCGAGGUUGCUGACGACUUUGUAGAGAAAUUCAGAGAUAAUAAUCUGAUGGAAAAUCUACCUCUGCCUUGUCUGGAGUAUUCCACAGAAGGGGCUGGUACCUUAUGCUUUGGUCUGCGACUCGGCUGCAUUACUAAAAUUAGUGGGAGCAAAGAGGCCGCCAUACUGGAACACGUGCGAGGAUUCUUUGGAAUUCUGGGAGAAUCCAUGUACUCUGUGCCCUGGUUCAUGUUGUAUGAAACACCCUCUUACAGGCGAUUUGUGGAACACAUCAUGUUCAUGAGAAGGAUAGCUGAUGAACACCUCCAAAGAGCGAGGCAAGAACUAAAAACCAGAAUGACCGACGAUGAAGAAGCAAACCUGAUGUUGGACAUGAUGAAUAAUCCGGGCAUGACUUCGGAAAUGAUCUCCAACAACUUAGUUGACCUCUUCAUCGCAGGAUUAGAUUCGACGGCAAUGGCCCUGACCUUUCUGUUCUAUCAACUGGCACGGAGUCCUGAUAAACAAGAGAAGCUGUUUGACGAGAUUCGGGAUCACAUACCUGUAUCUGGUCAUAUACAGGAGGAUGUACUGUUUCACCUGCCGUAUCUUAAGGCUUGUCUGAAAGAGUCCUUAAGAUUAGUUUUCCCCGUGUCCAUUGGAAGCACUCGGAUACUGAACAAAGAUAUCCAGUUAUUAGGAUACAACAUUCCUAAAGGAUGCAUAGUUGCUGGAGGCAACAGUGUAAUUGGGAAGGACCCGACAUACUUUCACCAUCCUAAGGAGUUCUUGCCUGAACGAUGGCUUCGCACGGGACAAACACACAUACACGGGUUUGCACAACUACCGUUUGGAUUUGGUCCUCGGGACUGUAUUGGCAAACGCUUCGCUGAAAUGGAAGUCUAUAUAUGUGUGGCAAAGAUUGUGAGAAACUACAGGAUCACCCUUCCGGAGGGACUCACCGACAUACAAUACAUAUAUCAAACUUUUGCAACUCCUGAGAAACCUUUCUCUUUGCACCUUCAGCACCGUUCGACAGGAUGAAAACUGACAUUGUAUUCUGUAUGGCCGAAUUUUACCAGUAAUUGUGACUCAAUGCAUCCAUGUCUUACUGGAUAAUAUAUUACACAAUAUUAGUUGGUAUGAAAGCAUUUCUAUACCAGUGCUACAAUAUGAACUACUCGGUCUCUGUCCGACGUUUUACUUUGACUGUUUUCAUGUUCUACAUAUAUUAUUGCAUCAAAGGAUCUCUGUCCCACUGAAGGCAAAAUCCUAGAUAAUUUCACUGUUGUCUUGCACAUCUGUUGUUACCUCCCCUUAAUUCCCGGGGUUCGAAUUCCUGUCUGAUCUCCUAGCAAUUUACUCUCAGAACACUUGUUGAUAAUAUUUGUUUCUGUAUUUUAUCUAUAUUUAAAAUGCUCCGCAAGGUGU